This is a messenger RNA of Hydractinia symbiolongicarpus, 1811 nucleotides long. Its product is annotated as MRG/MORF4L-binding protein-like. The coding region runs from base 70 to 576 and encodes 168 amino acids. Lineage: Eukaryota; Metazoa; Cnidaria; Hydrozoa; Anthoathecata; Hydractiniidae. The transcript has a single exon. Gene Ontology annotation, cellular component: nucleus; NuA4 histone acetyltransferase complex. The record is from RefSeq and is a predicted model, not a curated record. Gene Ontology annotation, biological process: regulation of transcription by RNA polymerase II.
UGUGAUUUGUUUUAAAAUUUCUUUAAUAUUUAUAGUGUAUGGUACAUAUAAUACACAAAUCUAUUCAUCAUGUGGACUCCAGACUUAGAAGUAAACUUGUUCCAUGCUUUAAAAGGCCACAAGCCAACUGGGAUUAAUCGAUUUUUUCAUAUGGCUUGCAUUCAUCACAAACUUGCCACAAGUUGUGAAUUAAAAGACCUUACACCAAAUCACAUCUGGGCUCAUCUGAAGGAUAUGUACAAUUUAGACACAUUGAAUGAAUUAGAUGAAUUACCAUUUCCUAAUGGUGUUGUCGAUUUUUCAUUGCCAGAAGAGAUGACCAACCCUGAGUUUAUGAUGUCUGCUCCUUGCUCGCCUGCAACUUCUGUAGCAUCGACCGAUGACAGCACUGGAGUUCCUUCAAGGCCAAGCAAUUUAAAUUUAACGAAUCUUAAAAAUAGUAGUUUUCUAUCUACACCAGAAAGUUUAGCUUCACCAAAACGAAAAAGAAAUGCAAGACAAGCACAACUCUUGUCCAAUUCUCAGCCGUCUUCACCUGCUGGUACACCUAGUUCUUCUGCUAAAAGGCGUCGAUAGAAAUAUAAUCCAGUACAGCUUUAUUUGCGAACAUUUGAGUUAGAUGUUUAUACUUAUUUUGUCCUAGUUUGUAUAUGUCUGUAUACUCAAAAUUUAUCUGUUAUAUAUCUUUAAGGCCACCUGUUAGUUUUGGCUGUAGCUCUCAGUGUUUAGUAUCUCAUGUGCAUUUUAAAUAACAGAGUUAACAGAAGUCAACUUCCUAACGUUUGCAGAUCAACACCAGUAAUAAUCCAAGAAACGCUAACAUCUUUAUGUAAUGCUUAAACACUUUGGAUAAGCAUGUAGUGAUACCUAUAUUUAUGUAUAUUUUAACAACGACCUUACUUUGAACUCUUUUCCUCUGAAACAAGUCUUCUGCUCCUGCUAUUUAUUUAAAAACAACAUCAAGUCUACACUCACUGUAAGUAUUUUAAACGCUUUUGAACACUGAGCUAUUUAAGAGUUCAAAGGGUCAGGAAGCUUAAGAUUAUGUCAAUUUAAUUGUUUAAAAUUUUCUAACAGUUAUUUAUUUACAUAUUGUGGUUUCGGGAAUUCGAUUUUUGCCUUUUUUUGUCACUAUAUAUAUAUAAUCUUUGUCUGCUUAUUUUCUUUACUUCCUGAAAAGUAGAAAAUGUGAAGAAUUUACUAGGCAGAUUUAUUUUACAAGGCAGAUAUAGAUUUUCAUAAUUUCUUUUUGUGCAAGUUUUUGUUUUACAAAAAACCCAUUAGGUUUCUUCCUGGAAUGUAUUUUUACAAGUUUAUGAAGAAAUCACAACAACGAAACUUUCGAAGUGUCUUUUUGCAAGAAUAUUAUUUGGAUGGCAUUUACGACACUUAUUUUCCCGAAGAAUUUAGUAGGCAGAUUUAUUUUACAAGGCAGAUAGAGAUUUUCAUAUUUUCUCUUGCUUGUAACAGUUUUAAAGGGAGUAGUAAAUCUUCUGGAGGCAUCUGUUUGGCAUAGAAUACACAAAUAAAAAGAAAAUAGCAUAAAGUAUUGUCCAAGUUAUAAAAAGCAGUUUUUUGAUGAGCCAUUUUUUAAGAAAAGAUGGAAAUAUAUAAGAAGUGCUGGUGUCUCAUUUAAAGCUCUGUUAAAUAAAUUUUUGAUUUUUUUAAAAAUUUAUAUCUCACAAAGUUGUUUGAAAAUUGGAAGUCGCUAUGGUAUCCAUAAGUUUUCCUGAACAUUUCAAAUUUUAUGCUCUUUGAUUUAUUUAUAGCGGAAUACAAUAUUAUAACAGAGAUUGCAUAUUGAUACUUGU